CAGUCAACACGCGUGCGUAGAAACGUUUCUCUUCGGCAAAACGCCGUUUCCUUUUCCGUUUGGAUCUGACUAAGCGUCAAAAUGGUGCAGCGGCUAACCUAUCGGCGACGCCUGUCGUACAACACAAAAAGCAACAGAAGGCGUGUUGUACGUACGCCAGGUGGCAAAUUAGUCUACCAAUAUCUGAAGAAACCUAAGAAGAUCCCAAGGUGUGGACAAUGUAAGGAUAAACUCAGGGGUAUCCAGCCCGCGAGACCAAUGGAACGUUCGCGUAUGUGUAGACGUAAGAAGACUGUCAAGCGGGUGUACGGCGGAGUCCUGUGUCACAAAUGUGUAAAAGAAAGGAUUGUGCGUGCGUUCUUAAUCGAAGAGCAAAAGAUUGUCUAUAAGGUUAUGAAAGCACAGCAGGCCUCGGCAAAGACGAAAAAGGCAGAGAAGUAAUCUUGUGCUUUUUAUUAAUUAAAUAAAACACAAUAAAAUCCCAAAAAAUCAGCAAUUGCUAAUAUUAUUAUAGUAUGUCGCAUUUGUUGUACUAUAUUGACUUUGUCUUCGUGAACAAAUUCCACAACUUAUUUGAGAA
Messenger RNA from Temnothorax curvispinosus, 580 nucleotides. RefSeq names its product 60S ribosomal protein L34-like. The record is from RefSeq and is a predicted model, not a curated record. Gene Ontology annotation, biological process: translation. NCBI's taxonomy places the organism in Eukaryota, Metazoa, Arthropoda, Insecta, Hymenoptera, Formicidae. Gene Ontology annotation, molecular function: structural constituent of ribosome. Gene Ontology annotation, cellular component: ribosome. Bases 82 to 441 code for a protein of 119 amino acids. The transcript is spliced from 4 exons.